GCAGGGCAGGGAGAGAAGUAAUCGUUCCUAUACCACAAGCCUGUGUUCCUCUCACUGGAUGUGUGAGCUGUACAAUACCCUUGAGGCUGUCACAGACAAAAACAGAGGGGAGAGAGAGAAAAACAGAGAGAGAGAAAAACAGAGAGAGGGAGGGCGACAGAGGAGAGGGCAGGAAAUAGACCUUGAAGAGAAACAGAGACUCACACACACACCCACACGGAGGACUGAAGAGGACCGUAAUUCUCCAAGUCUCUACUCUACGCUCAGGACAAAGCAACACGCGGUUGAACUUUAGAGCUUCUCCUGUGACACCAGCACAGAUACACCGUCAACUGCUAUAAACCUUUACUACGGGAGAACUAGGAUGGAAAGCCUGGAUCAUUUUCAAACAAAGAGGACAAAGGAGGAUCGUGGAUUCUAUUGAUAAACAUUUUUACAAGAAAAGAGGGGAAAGGGUUACUAUAAAGAACUCUCCACAAGUGAAUUAUUAUAUUUUAUUAAACCCUUCUUCUCUGCGAGGACUUGACUGGAGAACGGUUACACCAGUUAUUCUGAGCGCAGUAUAAAAAAAAAAAAAAGGAUUAUUUUUUUGUGACUGACUGAGUGGCUGGCUGCUAUCUGAGUAAGUACAGCUCUCUGUCUCGGCCAGUUAGUCCUGCAGCCUCGGGGCCGGAGUCCUGCCGGCAGGGGUUAAGGGGCAGGGGGAGGAUAGGAGGAAGCUGCAGCUUGGAUCCCCAGUACUUGGGGAAGGAAGGGGGUCCUCUUCCAACAACACCGUCACCAACAUGUCAACAAAAUGGGGUAGGAAACAUAGUGAUCAUGGCGAUUUUGGAAUGAAAGCCUUGGUGUUUUAACGGUUGUUCAAGAGUUUUACACUGUGACAGUUUAGAGGCAUUUUGUGUUCUGCCUUUGUGUUGUGCCUCGCUGGGCAUUCAUGGUGGAUUGGGACCAAGAAUUGAGGGAAAUACUUUCAUUGUAUAUAGUUGUUACACAACCCACCGACACCUCUCACUGGUCCCUUGUUUCCUCGACAACAUGAACAAUACCACCCUGCUCCCACUGGCCAUGUCGACAGACAACUUCACCCUGAUGAACUACGGUCUCGGAGGGAUUAUCAGGUCAACCAUCACCCCUUUGCCACACCACAACUCCUCCGUUCCCUCAGACAAUUCCAACUGCACCAAGAACGACGGCUUUAAGUAUCCUCUCUACAGCACCGUGUUCAGCCUGGUGUUCAUUAUAGGUUUGAUCACUAACAUGGCAGCCAUGUAUAUAUUCACCUGUUCUCUCAAGUUGAGGAACGAGACGACGACCUACAUGAUCAACCUAGUGGUGUCAGACCUUCUCUUCGUCUUCACACUGCCUCUCAGGGUUUUCUACUUCCUCAACCAGGACUGGCCGUUCGGCGGGGUACUCUGCAAGCUCUCUGUGUCAUUAUUUUAUACCAACAUGUACGGGAGUAUUCUAUUCCUCACCUGUAUCAGUGUGGAUCGGUUCCUGGCCAUCGUUCACCCGCUCAGGUCACGGGCGUUGAGGACAAAGAGGAACGCUAAAAUGGUGUGCGUGGCGGUCUGGGUGCUGGUGUUGGCGGGGAGUCUACCAACAGGUUUUAAACUGGAGACCACGUCACCACAACACAACCACUCCACCGCACGGUUCUGUUUCGAGAACUUCUCGUCCACGCAGUGGAAGUCUCACCUCUCCAAGAUGGUCAUCUUCAUCGAGACGGUGGGUUUCCUGAUCCCCCUGCUCCUCAACGUGGUAUGUUCCGUCAUGGUUCUCCAGACCCUGAGGAGACCUCAGACCAUCAGCCGUGGGGGGAAACUCAACAAAACCAAGAUCCUUCGAAUGAUCGUGGUUCAUCUCUUCAUCUUUUGCUUUUGUUUCAUCCCUUAUAACGUCAACCUAGUCUUCUAUGCCUUGGUUCGCACUGGAAACCUGAAGGGCUGCGUUGCAGAGACCGUAGUCCGAACUAUCUAUCCUAUCGCUCUCUGUAUCGCUGUGUCUAACUGCUGCUUCGACCCGAUCAUCUACUACUUUACCUCGGAGACCAUCCAGAACUCUAUCAAGAGGAAAUCCACCAUCAGCCAGGCGUACGACAUUAAGUUCUCUGAGGCACUGCAGAGUGAGACCAGCUCCAACUUCCACUGCAGCCUGAGGACACUGAAAAACAAGGUGUUUAACAACACGGAGUCUUCUGUGUGACACUGGGGGGUGUGGAGGGACUGACUGGCUGGCUGGUUGACUGGUUAACUGACUGGCUGGCUGGUUGACUGGUUAACUGACUGGCUGGCUGUAUGGCAGGCCUACUGGCUGACUGGAUGGCUGGUUGACUGGUUAACUGACUGGCUGGCUGUAUGGCAGGCUUACUGGCUGACUGGAUGGCUGGUUGGCUGGUUAACUGACUGGCUGGCUUNNUGGCAGGCUUACUGGCUAAAUAGAUGGCUGGUUGACUGGUUAACUGACUGGAUGGCUGGUUGGCUGGUUAACUGACUGGCUGGCUUAAUGGCAGGCUUACUGGCUGAUUGGAUGGCUGGUUGACUGGUUAACUGACUGACUGGCUUAAUGGCAGGCUUACUGGCUGACUGGAUGGCUGGUUGACUGGUUAACUGACUGGCUGGCUGGUUGACUGGUUAACUGACUGUCUGGCUGAAUGGAUGGCUGGUUGACUGGUUAACUGACUGUCUGGCUGAAUGGCAGGCUUACUGGCUGACUGGAUGGCUGGUUGGCUGGCUGGUUGUCUGUCUGUCUGGCUACACCACACAAUAGGGAUGUAGAGACUGACUGGCUGGUUGCUAGCAGUAGCACCCAGGGUCUCUAAAUGGUUCUAUCUAUCUGUAGUUCUGGACUUAAGACUUGUGAAUUUAAUUGAUAAAUACAAAUACACAUACAGACAUUACACACACAAUGGAUUAACAUCAAGCACAAUGGAUUAUCAGCAAGCCUCUGGGAGACGUUGGAGACAUUGGACUUUGAGGAGGACUGCUGAGGCAUCAGCAAGGAAUAGAGGACAUACUUAUAGGAUUUCAGUGUUUAUCUCAGGGCUGCAACAUGGACCAAGCCCCUGUGACUGUCCAUGCCAUAUCUACCAGACAGUCUACCCUACAGUAUACAGUUUGUCUUAUUUGAUCCCCUGUUAGUUAAUAUGUUAAUUUAAUAUGUAUAACUAACUAACAUCCCCUUGUGGAAUUACAACUGUUUUUGCACAAUAAUUGUGCCAGAAAGAAGUUAUUAAACUUCUGAAAAAUAUGAAUUGGAAUGGAUUGUGAUCACUGGACAGAGAGAGAGAGACCGAGACAGAGAGAGAGACAGAGACCAGAGAGAGAGCAGAGAGAGAGAAC
Messenger RNA from Salvelinus sp. IW2-2015, 3341 nucleotides. RefSeq names its product lysophosphatidic acid receptor 6-like. Gene Ontology annotation, biological process: positive regulation of Rho protein signal transduction; phospholipase C-activating G protein-coupled receptor signaling pathway. The record is from RefSeq and is a predicted model, not a curated record. Gene Ontology annotation, molecular function: lysophosphatidic acid receptor activity. NCBI's taxonomy places the organism in Eukaryota, Metazoa, Chordata, Actinopteri, Salmoniformes, Salmonidae. Gene Ontology annotation, cellular component: plasma membrane.